AUGAACACCGCCGCCGACUCUUCCCGCCUAUCGGGCGUCUUUGCCACCAUCGGCCUGCUCACAGCCGCCAUUGCCCUUACGAGGGCCAUUCAGUUCAUGAGCAUCUACCUGCUGCCCUCCCGUAUAACCCGAUAUGCCCACAGCACCAACGGCCAGCCGCCGUGGGCCCUGGUCACCGGCGCCUCGGACGGCAUCGGCCGUGGCUUUGCCGCUGAGCUCGCCAAGCAAGGGUUCAACGUCGUGCUGCAUGGCCGUAACCACGACAAGCUCUCUUUCGUCAUGUCGCAGCUGCAGGAGCGCCAUCCCGACAGGUCUUUUCGCAUUCUCAUCGCCGACGCCAGUAAAGUAGCCUGCUUGAACUGCAUCCGUCCUGUGCCCGGCCAGUCUCACACCCAUGAGCCGGACGGUUCCGCACCUGCACCUCCCACCGACUUUGACGCAUUGCGUACUGCCCUCGACGACCUCAACCUCACCGUCCUGGUAAAUAACGCUGGCGGUGGCGCUGUCAACCCGACGUUCCUGUCGCUUGGCGAAUCCUCGGAAGCUCGCAUCACCGGCAAUGUUAGCCUCAACGCCCUCUUUCCCUUGCAUCUCACUCGCGCCCUGCUUCCCACGCUGCGCCGCAAUUCUCCCUCGCUCGUCGUCAAUGUCAGCUCACUGGCCGACAACGGUCUGCCUCUGCUCGUCUCCUAUUGCGCCAGCAAGCGCUUCUUGUUGACCAUGACGGAAGCUGUCGUUCGCGAGAUGAAACUGCUCGGCAAGGGUGGCGAUGUUGAGCUGUUGGGCGUCCGUGUCGGCAAGACCACCAACACGGCCUACUUCACCGAGAAGCCGUCCUUCUUCACCCCAGACUCGCAGACCAUGGCUCGCGCAACCCUCGAAAAGGCGGGCUACGGCCACGGCAUUGUUGUUGGAUACUGGGGUCAUGCUCUCCAGCACCUUCUCAUCAAGGCGAUGCCUCUCUGGGUCAAGGACAGAGCAUUCAUUGCUGCUGUUCAGAUGGAGGCAGCCAUUGAUCGAAAAACUACUUAG
Molecule: messenger RNA, 1032 nt
Organism: Akanthomyces muscarius
Lineage: Eukaryota; Fungi; Ascomycota; Sordariomycetes; Hypocreales; Cordycipitaceae
Exons: 1
Coding region: 1-1032 (343 amino acids)
Cellular component (GO): endoplasmic reticulum
Molecular function (GO): oxidoreductase activity
Source: RefSeq, a predicted model, not a curated record